CAGAACUUGAAUCAAGAGAUGGAAUUUCCAUUGCGAUGGAGGAUAUUGGCACUUCUCGUGUGUGGAACAUGAAGUAUAGGUUCUGGCCAAAUAAUAAAAGCAGAAUGUACCUUCUGGAAAACACAGGUGAUUUUGUCAGGGAAAAUGGACUUCAAGAAGGAGAUUUCAUUGUGAUAUAUGCUGACACCAAAUCUGGAAAAUUUAUGAUUCGUGGAGUGAAAGUGAGACAGAAUGGACCAAGAUCAGAAGGCAAGAAACCAAUGGCAAGGAAAAGCAUUCGCCCUUCACCCGCUACUUUCCCUGGGAUUUAAUUAAGCCAUCCAACCAUCCGUGAUCAUAUAUGUCAAUUAAGUGGUACAAAUAAUAUUUGCAGCUAAAUAUAUACAAUUUCUGUAUUAUACAUAUAUGAUUUUGUAAACGGAUCCGAUCCCGUCCUGUUUCAUAUAUAUCUUGCAACUAGUCGAAGACUUAGCUAUACUACUAGGUAGUAGCAAGUAGGC
Messenger RNA from Cuscuta europaea, 500 nucleotides. The record is from the annotation of a GenBank genome assembly. Lineage: Eukaryota; Viridiplantae; Streptophyta; Magnoliopsida; Solanales; Convolvulaceae.